Molecule: messenger RNA, 948 nt
Organism: Gossypium arboreum
Lineage: Eukaryota; Viridiplantae; Streptophyta; Magnoliopsida; Malvales; Malvaceae
Product: protein EMBRYO DEFECTIVE 514-like
Exons: 2
Coding region: 127-777 (216 amino acids)
Biological process (GO): chloroplast rRNA processing; chloroplast organization
Cellular component (GO): chloroplast
Source: RefSeq, a predicted model, not a curated record
GCUUUAAGCAAUUAGUUUUUAAAAUAAUUAAUAGUAUUUUUUAAAGUAAAAAAAGCCUAGAUUAAUUCCUUUUAUUCCGAAAACCGGAAAAUCAAGAACAAAAACCUCAGGGUUUUAGCUUUUGCAAUGCCAGAGAAAGAGGUAUCGGUGGAGCCUGUCGAGACCAAUCCAACAACCGAAGACAUGAAUCCCGAAACCCAAGUCCCGCCCUCCCCGAUUUUCGAUGACAGCGUCGACGCUGAGGUGGCCUACAACGGCUGCUCGAAAUCGAAGCGCCAGAGAGAAGAAGACGGCCGAGAAAGCGACGAGGUAUCCAAGAAACAGAAGGCGGAGAAGUCCGUCGACGAUGAAAUCAUCGAGAAAAACUCAGUGCCCUCAGUUUCGAGUCGGGUCCGGCUUGGCCCGAAGGAAUUCGGGUCGUCCGUGGAGAUGUUUGAUUAUUUUUACAAUUUGCUUCAUUAUUGGGCUACUCAUCUAAACCUUAAUAAGUACGAACACAUGGUGCUGCUUGAAUUGCUUAAAAAAGGUCACGAAGAGCCUGAUAAGAAGAUUGGUAAAGGGAUCAAAGGUUUCCAAGUUCGAAUCCAUCCGGUGUGGAAAAGUAAAUGUUUCUUUGUCAUCAAGGACGACGAUACCUUCGAUGAUUUUAGCUUUCGGAAGUGUGUCGAUCAUAUACUUCCCCUGCCGGAUGAGAUGAAGCAACCUGAUGCAAACAAGGCAUCCAAUGGCAGUCGUGGUGGAAAAGGCAGUGGUCGAGGCCGUGGAAAGAGGCGGUGAGCCGCUAAUGCCAUCUAGUAUUGCUGCUGCUUUUGUUUUGCUGCUUUAGACUGUGUCAUGUAUUGCGUUUUAAGGAUGUUGCCAAAGAUUAAAAGAAAGUUGAAAUGUCGCAUUUAUUUGAGAUUGUCAAAAGUUCUGAUUCAGAAAUGUUUAUGUUUUUCUCGUCUACAA